CAAAAAUGUUCUUUGGGUACACCAUUCUGUCAUGAUCAUUGCUGACAGUUGGUGUUGUUUUUGUGGUGCGAUAAAAACAUGGCUUCGUUCGUAGCCGCUAGCCGCGCUGCGAUUAAAUUUCUUCAGCUCCCGUCUGUUGGCUUCCUUGCGCCCUGUUUGCAGAAUGCGACCGUCAUCAAUCAGCAGCAGGUCCGACACCGGCGUACCAAGCACUGGGACCCCAAGUGGAAGCGAUUGCGUAAAGCGAAGUUUGUCAAGAUCGAUAUUCCGAAUCUGAACGAGCGGCCGGAAGACUUGUCGCAGGAAGAGAUGAAGACGCGCAUGAAGGAGCGUGGCAUCAUGCCGCCCCGGCCAUGGCUCGAGCGCCCGUUCCACAUCAGCUGCACGGGCGGUGUCUUCGAGCCGUACAUACCGCCGGAGGGGGACGGCCGCAUGUCGGCCAUCUCGCGCGAAGGUGCCAAGCAGAAGAUUGAGCAGCUGGAAAAGAAAACCAAAUCGAUGAUGGCGAUCCGCAAGAUUCGCAAUUACGACGAAGAUUUCGAACCGCCCGAGUUUGCCACACUGGCGCAGGACAUCUACAUCGAAGCGCACAAAACGCUGUGCGAGAAGAACAAGUACAAGCUGCGCGAGAUCGUCACGGAGCGGGCCUACCCGGAGCUGAUGCACAACGUGGCAGACAAGACGAUCCGGUGGCAGUUUCUGAAAUCGCUCGAACCGCCGCGCGUCGUCCAUGCGCGCUGCACCGAUGUGAUUACGAAGGAAAACAUCUUCGCCCAGGUGACGGUCCGCUUCCACAGCCAGCAAACGUUGGCCAUCUACGACCGGUUCGGGCGGCUGAUGCACGGUAGCGAGACGGUAGCGAAGGAUUGUCUCGAGUAUGUCGUGUUCGAGAAGCAUCUGGCCAACGAGUACGGCGUGUGGCGAUUGCACGAGAAAAUUAUUCCCGACUGGAUGCCACCGAAGGCGCCCGCUUUCAUCACGUACCGCGUGGACGAUGAACCGCCGGUGGCGGCGGCGGAAGCGGAAUCGAAGGAGGUCGUACCGGCGGAAGGUGCGGCCAAGGCCGAAACGGUUGCAACUGCUUGAAGCGCGGCGCUAACAACUGGUGACCGUUUAUGAUGAUGCAUUAUUAGUCGUUAUAAUAAAAAACAAAUAAUCGUA
Molecule: messenger RNA, 1161 nt
Organism: Anopheles gambiae (African malaria mosquito)
Lineage: Eukaryota; Metazoa; Arthropoda; Insecta; Diptera; Culicidae
Gene: mRpL45
Product: large ribosomal subunit protein mL45
Exons: 2
Coding region: 79-1086 (335 amino acids)
Cellular component (GO): mitochondrion
Source: RefSeq, a predicted model, not a curated record